Molecule: messenger RNA, 1575 nt
Organism: Scophthalmus maximus (turbot)
Lineage: Eukaryota; Metazoa; Chordata; Actinopteri; Pleuronectiformes; Scophthalmidae
Gene: fam107b
Product: family with sequence similarity 107 member B
Exons: 4
Coding region: 286-690 (134 amino acids)
Source: RefSeq, a predicted model, not a curated record
AUGGGUCCUGACUGAGAGUGUGUAUGAGUGUGUGUGAGUGCGCGCGCGCGCUUGUGUGUGUGUGUGUGUGUGUGUGUGUGUGUCGCUGUUGGACAGUUUCCAAAAGCAGGGGAGGAGAGUCGCGCAGACACACCUCGGCCCCAAGAAGUGAUCCGGAGACGCGCCGGUGCGGCCCGAGCCACUUUGGCAUUUUUUGAAAAAUCAAACAACUUGAGUUGGAGAAGUCGGGGUCGAAUUCGAGAUCCGUGUGACCCUGGUCUAUCGCUGUCACCGGGGCGGAGUGUCAUGGCAGAGCCAGACUAUCUGGAGGGAGACUGUGAUGAGCUCAUCAAACCUAAGAAGCUGAUCAACCCGGUCAAGAACUCCCGUAACCACCAGGACCUCCACCGAGAGCUGCUCAUGAACCAGAAGAGGGGUCUCGCUCCUCAGAAUAAACCCGAGCUCCAGAAGGUUAUGGAGCAAAGAAAGCGGGAGCAAGUUCUCAAGGCUCAGAAGGAGGAGCAGGAGGCCCAUAAGAAGAGGAGCGACCUGGAGAUAGAGCUCAUGAAAAGACAACAGAAACUAGAGCAGCUCGAGCUGGAGCAGCAGAAAAAUGAGGAGGAGCAGGAGAACACCCCCGAGUUUGUGAAGAUGAAAAGCAACCUGCGCAGGACCAAGCAGGAGACGGACGGGGAGGAACGGACCACCUAAAAACCGGCGGGGGCGUCUGCGUCUGGCUGAUUGUGCGCGUGUUUGUGAGCACAGAGACGUCAGGAGUGUGUUGUACAAAAGAGAGAGAGAGAGAGAGAGAGCGUUUUCCGUGGCGACCCGACCGUGGUCUGAGAUGAACUUUCCGGCUUUCCCAAAACUAGCUGUUCCUGCAGUGAGGAGAGAGACUUUACAGAGUAAAGACCCCCCUCUGUCUGCCUGCCUGCCACGGACCACCAGUACUCACCUCUGCUCCUCGCUCCCACCCAGCAGCACACAGCACCCCCCGCAGGAGGGACCUGACACAGACAUGUUACAUGUUACACACCUUUCUACGGGGGCAAGCAAGCUUCCACUGAGCUCUGAUGGAGAAACAACAUAACCAAACACACAUACACACACACAGGAGUUUUUCAGCCCCUCUGUUUUCACUCCUCUCUCCACAGCGAGCUGUCAUUUCUCUUUACUGUUAUCAAUGUUGUUCUCGUCGUUGUUUUUUGUUCUCAUCUUCAGAAUCAAAUAAGGAAAAGUGGACACUGGAUAGACUCUCGAAGCUGUGUAAUGUAAAAGCCAAAUAAAUGUGCUUUUGUUAUUUAUGUUCUUAGCUUUUAGCCCAGGUAUAGGGGAGGACACUUUUAGUCGUUCUGUAUUUUAGUUUGUUUUACAGUAUAGUUUAUGAAGCCAGAACAGGACAAAGGGAGUGUAUGGAUGUGUUAAACACUUGUUUUCUUUGUUUAUUUUAUUUUUAUUUUUGUUUUAAACAUGCCAUUUCCUCAGCUGACGCAAUUUCGAGCAAUAGUAGAACUCCCAGGCAUGAGUGACAUUUUCUUUAUAUAUUCUGUUGUUUUGUAUGAAUAAAAGUGUUACAAAAUAAAUAAUUCAAGCUUU